Molecule: messenger RNA, 657 nt
Organism: Meloidogyne enterolobii
Lineage: Eukaryota; Metazoa; Nematoda; Chromadorea; Rhabditida; Meloidogynidae
Source: the annotation of a GenBank genome assembly
UUGAUCCAGGCCUUAAAGCACAUUAUUUAAUACAGUGCUUGAGAGGAAAGGCCAAGAGAGCGGUUUUGGGUUAUCGACCGAUAGCCGAACAUUAUGAACCGCUGAAAGACGCAUUAAAAAGGCAGUUCGGCAAUGAAAGAGCUAUAAGAGAUACGCUUCAUGCCGAAUUGAUAAGCCUUCCUGUGGCAAAUGAGUCUGUUUAUUCCCUUCGUUCAUACGUUGAGGAAGUUGAAAGAAUUUGUAGAUCCCUCACAGCGAUGGGAAAAGUCGAAGAUGAAUCUAUAGUUAUGAUGGCAAUUAAGAAUAAAUUGCCAAAAAAUAUUAUUUUAGAAUUAUUAAAAAAGGAAAAGGAGACAAAAGCGAUUUGGAAUGUAGAUGAAUUAAGAAAAGGUUUAGAAGAAAUAGUAACGCUUAGAGAAGAAGUACAAAGGUGUGCUCAAACAUUUUCUAAGAGCGUUAAUUAUGGUCAACAAAGGUUUGGAAAUAAUUGGAAUAAUAAUAGAGGAUUUAAUCAAAAGCAAGUUAAUUUUAGAAAGGAAAAUUUUGAUCGUGUAUUUGCAGUACAAUCAGGUGAUGAUAAGGCCAAAAAUAACAAGAAGUUUGAGAUCUUUUGCUAUUUUUGUCAUGGAAAUCAUCACGCUGAAAAAUGCGAAAUAA